Messenger RNA from Vitrella brassicaformis, 1886 nucleotides. The record is from the annotation of a GenBank genome assembly. Lineage: Eukaryota; Vitrellaceae.
GUCCGUCCGUCCGUCCGUGAGGCCCUAGCUACCCAGCUGCCAGUUACGUCGAUCUCUUAUUGCGGUACGGGUGUCCUCUCCGACGCUUCCACGCGCUUGAUCAUGGCCUGAGCCAACUCGGCAACCUCCUUGUCCUCACACUGCACACACCAGUGUCAAUGUCUCCAUUGAAAGAGGGCGUGUGACAGUUUGUGUCUGUAUGCUCGUCUCUCUUACGUCGCAAAGCGCCCGAACCCUCGCCUCAGCCCCUGCAGACCGAUAGACCGACGGAUGGAGAGACAUCCACAUGAAGCAGGUGGCCGCGGAGAAUACCUGCCCUCUUUACGGCUUCAAGCAGCUCGGGGACGGCCUCACCAUCAACCUACACACACACAAAGACAAGGACCGGCUUGCCGUCGCAUGUGUUUGUCGUCUGUGUGGAUGCGGGGUCUUGUGCGUUGCCCACGUACAACGACAAGGUCUUCCAGGUUGGGGAGGGUCUCAAACUGUGUGUCCCAAUUCGACUCCCCAUCCGCACCCACAGAAUGACUGCACAUACACCACACCACACCACACCACACGCACCACCACGCCACAUACAUACAUCACAUGACAUCACCUUACAGCCCGUGUGUCUCUCCUCUCCUGCAGCAUACGGUAUGCAUAACAUACCAGUCCAGCAGCUCCACCAGCGGCUGCACACCCCCCAUACGAACAAAGGCGUUCCGGCACUCACAACCUGUGUUUAUUGUGCACCCGUCAAGGGAGACAAGAAGAGACAUGACAUGUACUCUGCCAAAUCAAUCCGGUCGAUGGGCUCGGCUCACUCUGCGAGUAGACAUUUCUCAAUGUGGAGGCCGUGGCGGCCCUCAUGCCCUCUAUCGGCGACCUGAGGUGGGGGACCAGCGGGGCGAACCCACCCGCCUUGUAUAUCGCCAUGCAAUUCGCUGAGUCUGUCACACACACACACAGGCACAGAAGAGAGAAGGACAGACACACGGACUUUGGUGUGUCAUGUGUAGCGUGUAGUUUGGUUACUCUCGACAGUGAGGAAAGACAAGGCCACGACGGCCGCCUGCACACGAUCGUCUUCCUGAUCAUCGAUGGGACGGGAGACACGAUGAAUGUCGGCACAGCACACAUCUCUCUCUGCCUUCUCUUUUCCCCCUGCCGUCAUCUCAUCUUGCCCACCCUCGACGAAAGAAACGCCACGAGCGGCGGGAUGGCUCCCGCCUCGCGUAUUGUGUCCUUCACGCCCGCUUCUGACAACGACACACUGGAUGACCAUCCAUCCGUCCAUCCGUGUGUGUCGCCCUCCCUCCCUCACACUGACUUUCUGUCGACGACGCGAGAAUGGCCAGCUGCGUGGCGGCCAGCGCACCGACAGUGGUUGGAUCCUGGGCCCACGGAUGCAUCCUCUCCUCCAACUUGGUUAUCUGGAUGGACGCCACACACACAGAGAGGCCUGGCGUUAUGAAUUCGCCUCCCUCUGCCUACCUACCUACCUUUUGGUCAGACUUGAGGAGGCUGACAAACUCGGCAUAGUCGUCCGUCUCAAACGCCAAAUCAAACCGCUCGCAGUCAUCCCCCGGCCUGAACAAGAAAGACACGCCACUAACUCAUUCAACGCAACCAACAAAUGGCACUUGCAUUGCGUGACGCAAUCAAGAACAGAAAUCGCGACCUUUGUCGGCCUUACUUUGAGUGUUUCUCGCCCCGAUGCUUGUCGCCCAGCGGCGGGAGAGCAUCGGGGCGCUCACGGGCAGCACGCGCCUUCACUUCCGCAUCCUGCACACAACCAACCCACACAUACAAGAGAACCAAGCGGAAUUCACAUGAAAAAACACUAGGGCAGCUCACCGUCCUCUCAGCGCAGCAGCAUGCCUGACCCAUGGCUGAGGUCACGG